AUGUCUUCUGCCGGCCACGCAUCCUCUAACGCCCUCAUCGAUAAGUUCGAUGGGGACAACUAUUCGACCUGGAGUCGAUACAUGCGUGGCGUGCUCCUGACAAAGUCAGUGUGGCACGCUGUCAACCGGGAGAGCUCCCCGACGUUCGUGGAUCCUCGAGCGCAGGACGACUACGUCAAGGCCAUCAGCAUCACGUUUGGAACGAUGUUGCUGCACAUGGGUGCGGACUACCACCAUGUGGUCGACAACUGCGAGGAAGCGUGGGUUGCGUGGCAGAGCCUGAAGGUCCUGUACGGUGGAUCCCAGAAAGCAGGAAGGAUCUACCUCAAGCGUCAACUCUUCAGCAUGAAGAUGGACGAAGGCUCGAACGUCAUGCAUCACUGCAACGAGGUCCUGAACAUCGCUGCCAAGCUUAGCAGCAUCGGUGCGAAGAUGGAGGACGAGGACGUCGCAAUUUGCCUGCUGCUCAGCCUCCCUAAGCGUUUUGAGAACGUUGUUCUAAACUUGGAGAUGAGCAGCGCAGAGCUUCGUACCCAAGAUGUGGUGAAGGUGCUCACGAAUGAGCACACCAAGCGUCAAGGGGAGAAGGUGACAACAACCGCGACAAUGGUCAAGACUGAAGAUGCAGCCAAGGACUUCAACACUGAGCGCGAGCCAUACAAGUGCACCUACUGUGGGAAGGUGGAUCACACCGUCGAUCGCUGUUGGUCCAAGCAGAAGAAUGAAAGUCGAGGAGCCCGACGCGGCGGCAAUGGUCGUGGACGCGAGGCAAACAAUGUCCAGUGGGGACAGUAUCGUGAUGAAGACAGCGACUACGAUCAAGUAGCGUUUGCAGUUUCGCUAGAGUGA
Peronospora matthiolae is the source of this 849-nucleotide messenger RNA. The record is from the annotation of a GenBank genome assembly. NCBI's taxonomy places the organism in Eukaryota, Oomycota, Peronosporomycetes, Peronosporales, Peronosporaceae.